This is a messenger RNA of Penicillium canariense, 420 nucleotides long. Its product is annotated as putative eukaryotic translation initiation factor eIF1a-like protein. The record is from RefSeq and is a predicted model, not a curated record. NCBI's taxonomy places the organism in Eukaryota, Fungi, Ascomycota, Eurotiomycetes, Eurotiales, Aspergillaceae. Bases 1 to 420 code for a protein of 139 amino acids. Gene Ontology annotation, cellular component: nucleus. The transcript is spliced from 2 exons. Gene Ontology annotation, biological process: translational initiation. Gene Ontology annotation, molecular function: RNA binding; translation initiation factor activity.
AUGGGUCCACCUCGCCGAAAGGUUCUGGCGACAGCCCAGGAAACCAUGUUCCCUCCAGAUGAGUUGGCGGACACCCAGCAGAUCGUCCGAGCAAUCAAGGCCACCGGCAACAAUAUCUACUUGGUUGAGCAUUCGGACAAAACCCAGAUGCUGGUUGAGCUCCCUGCACGGUUCCGGUCGACCUUUUGGAUCAAGCGCGGGGCAUAUGUUGUGAUUGAUACGAAGGCGCGGGCGGAGCGGGACAACAAGAUCGGUGGAGAGAUCAUCAACAUCGUGCGAGAUGAGAAAGCCUGGAGGAAGGCUUCUUUCUGGCCGAAGGAAUUCAUCAAGCAGCCCGUGGCUGUCGCCGACUCUGACUCCACCGACGAAGAGGAAUCUCGAGUCGGAAAGAUGCCUUCCUCUGAUGAAUCUGACGCGUGA